Messenger RNA from Closterium sp. Yama58-4, 228 nucleotides. The record is from the annotation of a GenBank genome assembly. NCBI's taxonomy places the organism in Eukaryota, Viridiplantae, Streptophyta, Zygnematophyceae, Desmidiales, Closteriaceae.
CCAAAUGUCCGGUCGCCUGCCCCGAUAAUGCCCAGUGCAAGAUGGUGCAAGGAACGCCGCAGUGCCAGUGCAAGCAGGGGUUCAAGAUGGACAAGAGCAAGAACAAGUGCACACCCAAAUGUCCGGUCGCCUGCCCCGAUAAUGCCCAGUGCAAGAUGGUGCAAGGAACGCCGCAGUGCCAGUGCAAGCAGGGGUUCAAGAUGGACAAGAGAAAGAACAAGUGCACAC